This is a messenger RNA of Zingiber officinale, 1487 nucleotides long. RefSeq lists its product as uncharacterized. The transcript has 2 exons. Lineage: Eukaryota; Viridiplantae; Streptophyta; Magnoliopsida; Zingiberales; Zingiberaceae. The record is from RefSeq and is a predicted model, not a curated record. The coding region runs from base 64 to 1356 and encodes 430 amino acids.
UCCACCGCCGUCUUUAAUCCCGUCGCUACUACCUAAAACAGAACGCGAUUUGGGGAAAAUCAAAUGGCCACGCGACCAUCUCUAUCGCUCGUCGCCGUCUUCCUCCUCCUCCUCUUCGCCGCCGCUUCGCCCGAUUGCGACGCCCUCUCUCUUCCCUUCAACUCUUCCUUCUUUGUCCUCUACAAUUCCUCCACCCUCGCUCCCCCGCCGCCCGAUUCGCCCCCUGGCCCGGGCCCGGGCCCUUUCCUGAGGGAGGUGGUCCGAGCGCUCGUGGAUAGGGAUUUUUGGGAACCGGAGGCGAAGGUGAGGGUUGUCGAUUUGGGUGGAGGGGGCGCCAGGGUCGGCUCGAGACAGAAAUACCAAUUCCACGUCCGAGUCGGCCGGAGAGCCCUGAUAUUGAAGUUCUACGAUGAGGACGUUGAGUGGAACGAGGUGGAUGGCGCGGUUAUUGAGUUUGGAUCGGAUGUGGCCGCUGGGGAUGCUGUGGCAGGCCUCAGGCCGACCGUCAGGGGAUUCGAAUUGAUUGGACCGCUUGAACUCAGAGUCGGCAGUGAUGUAGGCGAUGAUGAUCGGAUGUCACUUCAUUUGACAUCGUCAAACGUCACUCUCAGUGAUAUAAGGCACAUAAAUAUUGGCCGUGGCAUCAAGGUGAAAAUAGAGGGUGCUGAAGGAAUCUCUCUGACUCAUCCUUAUGAUAUUGGACUUUCACUUAAUGGAAGCUUAACUUCUCGCGUUGAAGACCAUAGUGAGUUUUGGGAACUUGGCUACUCCACAUGUGCACCUCUUCUGACUGUCAAUGUCAUAGGACCAGCAUCUGUGUUGGCUUAUAGCUCUGAUAAUUCUUUGGAAAACAUAGAAGUUGCAUUCCGAGCCAAUGAUACUAUUGACUUGCUACCGGUAAGAUGUUACAGAGAAGACCAUGCAAAACAGAUUUCAUCUUGUUCAUUUUGCGCCGUCAGUUCGAAGUUGGGUCUGUUAGACAAACUCCUGAGAGGCUUUUUAGGCAGCAUGUCCUACCACAACACAUCCAUACGCUUUACCAAAGCAAAGAUUACUUCUGAGAUUGUAGUCAAGUUCCAGUUGCAGAUCGAGAACGAUGUCAGCAAUGACAACGGGAAUUCAGAGAAGGUAUCAAACUGGAAACAGAAACCAAAGGUUAACCAAGUGUGGUUGGAAACUACAGCCAGAGUGGAAGGGGAAAGAAAGCUACGGCCUGUGCUUGUCAAGAAUCUGAAGAAGCCUUAUAUCAUCGCAGAUUCUAUUUCUUGGAGCAGCCUGCUCUCCAACAUUUCAUUCACAAAUUUGCCUUCUCUUGUUGUACCUCCUGAGGCUCUCACAUUGGAUGUGAAGUGGUAGGGAGGGAGAUGUACAGUUCCUGUUUAUUGUAUUUUAAACUUCAGUGGCAGCAGAAAAGGUUUUAAAUUUAAAAAAAAAAAACAAAAUGUUUUAUUUUAUGAUUUAUGUUUUAAGUUGAAUUGGAUCCUCUA